UUCUUCUUCUUCUUCUUUUUGUUUCAAAGACGACAAAAUGUCUAGGCGUAACUUUGUAGUUCUCUUAAUUUUGGCUUACGGUCUUGUCUUAACGACUUGCUCUCGACCAUCGUCUCGAGUUUACAUCGUUGAGGUGCUCAAUGAGUUUCCUCAUGAUCCCUAUGCAUUUACUCAGGGUCUGGUUUAUGCAGAGAAUGAUACCCUCUUCGAGUCGACUGGUCUUUAUGGCAGGUCAUCGGUUCGACAAGUAGCUCUUCAAACCGGGAAGGUUGAGAAUAUUCAUAAGAUGGAUGAUUCAUAUUUUGGGGAGGGUUUAACUCUUCUUAAUGAAAAGUUGUACCAAGUAGUUUGGUUGAAGAAUAUUGGUUUUAUAUACGACCGUCGUACCCUAAGCAAUAUCAAGAAUUUUACCCAUCAGAUGAAAGAUGGCUGGGGACUAGCAACUGACGGGAAAAUCUUGUACGGAAGUGACGGCACUUCAAUAUUAUACGAGAUUGACCCUCACACCUUUAAACUUAUUAAAAAGCACAAUGUUAAAUACAAUGGUCAUCGAGUGAUUCGUCUCAACGAGUUGGAGUAUAUAAACGGUGAAGUUUGGGCAAAUAUUUGGCAGACCGAUUGCAUAGCUAGAAUCUCAGCAAAAGAUGGCACUUUACUCGGGUGGAUACUUCUUCCAAAUUUGAGGAAAAAACUGAUUGACGAAGGAUUUCGUGACAUUGAUGUUUUAAAUGGCAUAGCAUGGGAUCAAGAGAAUAAGCGCAUUUUUGUCACAGGAAAAUUAUGGCCGAAGCUUUUUGAGAUCAAGUUGCACCUAGUAAGACAUCGAAUUCCCGAUGGAUACAUCGAACGACAUUGUUUGAACUUGAGAGACAACACUCUUUCUUUAAAGACAGACAUCGACUAAUUAUAGCAAUUAAUCGAGUUCCUCGAAUACGAAUAAUGGUUUAAAACUUUGUAUUAUACGAUAUAAAAAUAUUAUUGUUGAAUAUAUUAUUACGUUAUUUUCUCUA
This is a messenger RNA of Carica papaya (papaya), 1010 nucleotides long. Its product is annotated as glutaminyl-peptide cyclotransferase. Lineage: Eukaryota; Viridiplantae; Streptophyta; Magnoliopsida; Brassicales; Caricaceae. The record is from RefSeq and is a predicted model, not a curated record. Gene Ontology annotation, molecular function: glutaminyl-peptide cyclotransferase activity.